GGCGUUUGUGCGUGCGUGCGAAUAUUCCGGCACAGCUGUUUCCACGACGGGGAAUUUUCUUCUUUUUCAACCUCGACUUCAUUUUCAAAUCCAACUCCCUUGAGAACUCGCUUUCAAUUGUUUUCCAGCUCUCGCGUUGCUUGUUGUUGGUCAUACCUGCCACAUCCACACUUCCACCGCCUCACUUGCUGCUGUUUCAUUCACUUGGAGAUAGUCUACACGAAGACCCCAGUGAAUUACCACGGCAAGCUAAUACGCGAAUCUCGUGUCCUGCCUCUCAUCUUCCUUAAUUAAACUCCCCAAACAAAACUCAUCCCAGAAAGAAUUUACUCCUUUCACCAACCUUUAAACUCCAUACCAGACUCCCCGCGACGAAGCUCCCUAUAGCUCCCGUGCGUCUCUUGCUGCAUAUCUGAGCCGUAUCCAUCGUACUCGGACAAUAAUGCCUACGCCGCUCCCUUCUAGUUUUGCUUCAGCAGCUGCUGGCAAUACCCAGGAUUCCUCUACCAGAGCUGCUGGUGGAGAAUGGCCUCGAAUUCGAAAGAAUGGAGCUACGCAGACUUUCCGCCGUCCAUCUCUCGCUACAAACCCUUCUCAUAAUCGAGAUACUAGCCAAGCUACUUCGACUCCUACCACCAGUGCCUAUGUCCCUCCACAUGCAUCCUCGAAUUAUCAGUCCAGUGGCACGCGCAACGGUGCAGCCAGUGAAAGUCGCUAUUCGAAGGAACAGCUUUUGGAACUCUACAAAACACUGCGGGAGUCGGGUACUUUGGGUAGGAACCUUGCAGACUACUUCGUGGCAGACUGGGACCCUCACGUGGCGACACCCACCGCAAAUGGGGCUUGGGGGAAGCGAGAUGACCAGCGCAAUAACCAUCCUCACCCCCAUCACAAAGAUAACCAUUCUGGCCCGGAGGUCUGUUGGGAUCAUGGCGGACAGAUGGAGCCGUUGGGAUUAACUGGCAUGACCGAUGACGAGAAGGAGUUGUUUUCUGUGUCAGUCAACUCUCCUUUAAAGCCUCCCCCGACCAACAUCUCCAAAGAGAAUCCGAGCGGCGGCGUUGCAGGUCGAAAGGCGUCCUUCUCCCAUUCGCAGAACCAUUUGAACACGUUUAAUUCAUCACCUGGUGCAGGACGGCCAACUCCCAGACGCCGGGAGACGGGUGAUUCUGCAGCGAACGCGAUGUCUCCCACAACUAGCAGUUCUCGCUUUUCCCGUGACGAUCCCAUCUCGUCGACACCUUCCCUGCUGCGCCGUAAAACCGACAUCCGAGAUGCUUCGUCUAAUCCUAAACAGGAUGAUCGAGACAAGGACAUUUCCAGUCGGGAGGGAGGCACGGAUACGGCUUCCCCAUUUGGCUCUCUGAAGCGCAGUAUCACAAACCCCUUGAAUACAGGGCUGACUGGACCCAGCUCGCCGUGGCAGUCUGCAUCUCAAAGUGCGAGCUUCUCACCGAUGGGGGCUUUUGGCGCGUUCUCUUUCGGACCCAAUACUUCCCAGACCCCGACAUCAGAAAAGAAGGCGGGAUUUGGUAGUCUACGGGGAGAAAGCAGAUUCAAGGGAUUACUUUCCAAGGACAGUUCCGAGGAUAUUGGAGCGUCUGUUAAGGAGAAGUCUUCCCUUAGCAAUCUGGAACGCUUGCCGGAGGAUGGCGGUGAUACCCGCUCUCGUUCGCCUUGGGGUGAACCUGUCAAGACGCGCGCUAAUCGAAGCGAGACAAAUCCGUUUUCAGAUGAGUUACGCAGUGGGAGUGCCGCUCUCGGAGGCUCCCAGGUUGUUGUGCCCCCAUCUCAGAGCGCCGAUCCGCUUGGAUUAUCAGCGUUCGGAAGAACUGCAACCCUUACUGGUUUCCGUGAAUUGCUGCAAAGCCACGAAGGAUCUCGUAACCCAACCCCGAGCCAUCUUCAAGGCCACGAACCCGCUAGUCCUACCAAUACAAACCCUUACCAAAGCCCGCAUGGGGAUAAAACAGACGUCGACGAUGUCGAUACCGAUGGCUCUGACAUUCAGCAGUCUCACCAUCCGGGUAUCAGUGGUCUCCGUGAUGCAUCCGGACCCUUUGGUUCCCUCCAAAGGAUCGGGUCAGGAGUGGAUCUGCCUUCUGUUGAUCGCAGCCAAACGUCUAGUGUCGGGACUAACCGGGGUUUCCCGAGUCUUGGUGGUCUUGGUGGUCUUACUAGUCUGGGAGGUUCAACUGGGUGGCCAUCGAAUGCCACAGUGGGCACACCGAGCCGGGAAAGACCUCCUUUCUCCACUGGAUUCGGUGAUCCUAUUUUCGGCUCUAUGGCCGACCUACAGUCUCCAAGCUUGUCUACUUUAGGAGGUGGCGGCCUUUUCAGCCCGCAUGCCGGCGUAACGGGAACAGGUAGUAUUGGUAGAUCUAGCAAGCUGGGUUCUCUCUUCCCCACUGCGAUGCAAGAGCAGAUGCAAAAUGACCAAGCGAGACCCGACGCUGGUGGCCUGGAUGAUGGAACUAUGCAAGCAGAUCCUCAACAAUCAGAUAAACAGAACCAACUAGGCCAACCUGUAUCCACUCCUGCCACGCAGACUCCGGUUUCUGCCGUUGGAUCGAUCCCGGCUACAUUAGCGUCCUCUCUAGAUAUGCCUCAACCAAGUCAAAAUCCUGGCCAUUCUAUUAGCAACAUGACGUCUAGUUCCGUCCCCCCUGCUCAGCAACGCACUAUGGUCAUGCCGGACCGUAUGCGCUGGAUCUACCGUGACCCACAGGGCAACAUUCAAGGACCUUGGACGGGUUUGGAGAUGCACGACUGGUUCAAGGCAGGAUUCUUCAGUCCAGACUUGCAGAUCAAGAAGCUCGAGGACCCGGAAUUUGAGCCUCUGGCGCAACUUGUGCGACGAAUUGGAAACUCGCGUGAACCGUUCCUCGUCCCGCAGAUUGGCAUUCCUCAUGGGCCUGACCCUGCCGCCGCUCCCUGGUCAGGAAGCUCGUCGGGCACCGCCCAACCACCGUUCCCCGGUAGUUUCCCGAGUUUUGGUACGACGUUGACGGCGGAACAACAAAAUGCACUGGAGAGGAGGAAACAAGAAGAGCAAUAUCUGAUGGCCAGACAAAAGGAGCAUCUCGCCCAGCAACAGGCUCUAAUGAAACAGAUGCAAUUGCAAGGUCUCCCUCAUGCCAUUCAUCCUCCCCAGCUUCAGCACCAUUCCAGUGGACACAGCCUUCACAGCCAACCCAGCUUUGGAAGUAUUACCUCUCCAGGCGUCUACCAGCCAUCUCCUAUCCAGGGUCCUAUUCAGCAGCCACAAUCCAUACCUUUCUUGGAUGCGACAACACCUGUAAGGCAGACGGCGUUGCCUAGUGCACUUCCUCAGCUUGGUACCGAUCUAAUGGGCGGCCAGGAUCAGCUUCCGGCUCUUCUUGAACGCCUGAAUGUGGGCCGGGCGGAUCCAUUCGCGUUUGGCAGUCCUAGUUCACCUUUUGCUACACGCCAAGCAGAUAGCUUUCUUCACUCACAGCAAGUUACUUCCAUACUACAGGACCGGACUCGGCUUCAAAAGGAACAGGAGCAAUAUGACAAUACCCACGCCGAUAACAUAUUUGAUCAACAAGUCCGUGAAGAGCGACUUCGUCAGUUCCACGCAUUGAGGGCACAGGACGGAGAAUUUGGGAUGCGGAAUGCCGAGGGCCUUCCUUCUCAUCCCCCUACUGCUCCUUCCCAGCCGAGCGAACAGGAUAUGCAGACGCCCGAGGAAAAUGUUGCUCAGCCCUCUCCUGCUAGCAAUGAGCCUGCCCUUACGCUUUCUCAGCAAGUUAAAAAGGCCGCAUCUGCUCAGAGGCAACAACAGGAACAAGAACAGCAGAAGCAGAGGCAGAAAGAUACUCAGGAUGAGUCGGUAGUGACUUCAAAGGUUGACAGCGGUGUGCCUCAGGCGUUCCCUCCAGCUCCUUCUGUAUCUCCUUUGCCAGCACCUGCAGCGCAGCGCAAUCGUCAAAACGUCGCCGAGUCACUUGCAGCAGGCUCCAGAUCCCAAACACAGACUCCGGUUGAAGCACCUACCACGUCCAUCGCUCCAUGGGCAAGGGAGCCGAUCGAAAUUCCCAAGGGGCCAUCUCUGAAGGAGAUUCAGGAAGCAGAGGCACGUAGUGCUGCUCAAAGAGAGGAGCUUGCUGCCGCGGCCCGUCGUGCUCAGCUUCUCGCGGAGCAGGAACGCCUCAGCCAGGCCCAGGCACAGACUCCAGGCCUCCCUUCGACGGCUAACUGGGCCAGCGCUGGCACCCCUACCCCGACAUCGAGUGGUUCUGUCUGGAACAAUAAGGGCCAGGGCGCUGGUGCCGGCGGCCCAGCCAAGAAAACUCUUGCUCAGAUUCAGAAGGAAGAAGAAGCCCGCAAACAACGCAUGGCUGCGGCUGCUGCUGCCAGUGCCGCACAGAACGCAGCCACAAGCCCGGCUCCAACAACUCCUACGGUCAAACGAUAUGCAGAUCUGGCCGGCAAGGCUCCUGCACCUGCUGCAUCCCCUGCAAGUGCAAAUACUGGUGCUUGGACGACAGUCGGUGCGGGCGGCAAGGUAAAGGUACCACCUGCCGCCCCCAGUGGACCACGUUCGAGCAGUGGAAAUGUUCCGGUCACCGCAGUUGCUACAAAGCCAAAAGCAGUGGUAGCACCCAAAGCGACAACUGCUGCGGCCGUGUCAUCUUCAACUCCCAACCCGAACCGCGCCCUGGAGGAGUUCACUAAAUGGGCCAAGCUGACUCUGGGCAAGGGUCUAAAUAGCGGAAUCAAUGUUGAUGAUUUUGUUCAACAGCUACUACUUUUGCCUGCCGAAGCUGAAAUUAUCUCGGAUUCCGUAUACGCCAACUCCCAGACUCUCGAUGGCCGACGGUUUGCGGAGGAGUUCAUCCGUCGCCGUAAGCUCGCUGACAAGGGCAUCGCCGAUCCGGUUAGUGUCAGCGCAUUUGGAGACCAGAACAAUUCGGGAGGCUGGAGUGAGGUGGCCAAGAAGGGAUCUUAUAAUGCGCACAAGGAUGAGGAUAACAGCAAUGCAGCAUUCAAGGUGGUUGCUCCCAGAAAGAAGGGCAAGAGGUAGAUCUAAAGGGGAAAUGUUUGAAUAUGCCUGGAAUGAGUUUUAUUUUGCUUGUUGAUAAGUCUGCAUAUGCAUGCCACUUCGGCAGGAUAUGGUGAUCUAUAGGAUAAAGUGGAAUUAUCUACGUGUAGUGAAUCAUGGUAUUUCUGGUCUUUUCUGUCUAUGCGACGGAAGGAUACUUAAGGCGAGCCUCCUAGAUAGUUUAGAAGAACCAGGCAUACUUUUUGUUUUCGAGUUUGCUUCACUUGUAUCGUUAUCGUCGUUGUAUAGUACGGAGCUCAGCUCCAUGAUCGUUGCAUCUUUUCUUUUGUUAUAUUGUUUCCUUAUUAAAACGUCCUUCGCCGUGUUGUAUUGCGGCUUCGUUUCAGUACAUACAUCCCCAAGAUCCCUCAAUCACAACCCGGUUGCUU
Molecule: messenger RNA, 5457 nt
Organism: Monascus purpureus
Lineage: Eukaryota; Fungi; Ascomycota; Eurotiomycetes; Eurotiales; Aspergillaceae
Source: the annotation of a GenBank genome assembly